Molecule: messenger RNA, 871 nt
Organism: Xylona heveae TC161
Lineage: Eukaryota; Fungi; Ascomycota; Xylonomycetes; Xylonales; Xylonaceae
Product: DUF1770-domain-containing protein
Exons: 3
Coding region: 117-644 (175 amino acids)
Biological process (GO): mitophagy
Molecular function (GO): mitochondrion autophagosome adaptor activity
Source: RefSeq, a predicted model, not a curated record
AGAGUAGUGAAGCUCCAAGGACCAGUCCAGUCGUCGAAGACAAGGGUGUCCCAUAAGCUUAAUCAACAACUCAGGCCAGCGGUUUCUGGAAGCGCCAUAUACAAUACAUUCUCGCAAUGGCUGAUCCGGCGAUUCAGCUCGCCGAGACGAUUCAGACCGCGAGCAUUGAGCGGCAUCCGUCCCCCAAACAUGAUCUCAACCCCUCCACCACAGCCAGUGCCAAGGAACCCGUCAGCGUUGCGGCUUCUCCUACUGCGUCGGUUGUUUCCUCAGAAGAGAUCCCAGAGUCUGUACUUCGACCGCACCCUCGAAAGUCAACAUUACCGCCUUUGCCCGACCUGCGAUUCGAGCAGAGUUUCCUGAAAAGCAUCGAAGGCAAAGAGACCAAAGCAGCUGUCGCAUGGGUAGUUGUCCGAGACCAGGUCAUUCUGCCGCUCGUUCAGGGCACAUUAUGGACACUCCUUCUGAGUGGCUGGCGUUACUGGAAUAGAUCCGCAAAGCUCAGCGGUCAGUCAGUGGGUGCACGCAUUCGUCGUUGGUGGUGGGGUGUCAACAACUGGCCUAUUCCAUCACGGCAAGAGCGAAAGGCAUCCGAAGUUGGCGACUUUUUCAAAGCCAAGUUUGGAAACGCUGGUGCAGACUAAUAUCCUAGAUUGACUUCAUGUGUAUAAGAAUCGGAACAUUGCAUAGAGUUGGGCGUUAGGGCGCAAGACCGUCUUAAAGGAUGAUUCAGCACGGGAUUUUCACGUAAAUAAUUUUUGGAGGUAUUUGAAUGUCUAAAAGACUAUAAAAAUCUUUGGGAAGAGGUGCUAUAUGACUUUUCUAUAGUCGCCAUUACCGUCCUCUGUUAAAAAUAUAAAUUCAACCCCUC